Acaromyces ingoldii is the source of this 2739-nucleotide messenger RNA. RefSeq lists its product as hypothetical. The transcript is spliced from 3 exons. The record is from RefSeq and is a predicted model, not a curated record. The coding region runs from base 1 to 2739 and encodes 912 amino acids. Lineage: Eukaryota; Fungi; Basidiomycota; Exobasidiomycetes; Exobasidiales; Cryptobasidiaceae.
AUGGCGAAGCACACAUACCAGGAAGCUCGUAAGCAGCAGCUCAUUUGCCCAAUUCACGUCGAAGCAGCCAGCGGAUCCGACGUAGGUGCGGCCGUGACCUCUGAAGCAAACCAGCGCUUGGCUCUCGAAGGCGUGGCUCUCCGAGUGGCAAAGCACGACUAUGCCGUAUAUCCCCGCGACGAGGCCAGUCGUCAAUCGUUGCUGCCUUGGAUAACCGGGCUUUGCUUUCUCAACGUCGGAGCUGCCAUGAUUGUGACGACGACGGCCACUGAAGGCAUCGUCGAUCUGCUCCCCCCUGGCGCGACCGAGGUGGCCAUUAGCGCUUCAAACAGAAUUCAAGUUGUUGCAGAGGCGGGCGACCUGGCCCAUGCUCGAAAGCCUCAAGGCGCGGCCUUCGUUCGGAGGGAGAAAUGCCUCGUCGUCUGGACGGAUGAAGCUCAACCGCUCCUAGCCGAGGCAAAGAAAAUCCAUGAACGUCUAGUUACGUUCCUCUGGGACGUUGCAGGCGGCAACUCUGAGGGACCAGCAGAAGGUGGAAGCUACUUUGUCUUUCAUGAGUACAACCAGCAGCAUCGAAACACGUUCAGAAACGGCUUGUCAACGCCUGGAGAAGGCUUUGGUCCUACCAUGACGCCCAGCGAGUCCAUCUACGGUGGCGGUGCCCUAACUUCGGGUCAGCAAACACCAGCAAGGAACUUUUCGAUUCCACACAGCCCUUCGAAUCCUUUCGGAGAUGUACAGCACAGCUCUUCUGUCGGCCACCUAGUUCUCUCAAGCGAGAAACCAGGUCAGGGUUCCGACUCUGAGUCGACCGAGGAGGACAUUGAAGCCACGGAGCAGGGCUACGAGGAGCGGCCCACCAUCUUCAUUUCCGCUCUCAUGCACGGUCUGGCUGCAGCGCUUGCCCUCGUUUUAAGCACCCUACAGCUACGCGAGGCGCUCCAGUCGUCACUCCUUGAUGGUCAGUGGAUCCGAAUGGUAGUCGCUGCCAUCGUUCCUUUCUACUUCUGCAUCGUAAUGUUCUUUGCCGACAACAUCUUCGGCGUCGUCUUCAUGCUUCUCGGCCCCGUUCGCCAGUUGCAGAUCAACUCUCGCUAUUAUUCCGGCAAGAAGCCAAAGCCUCUUCGCGGAAAUGUCCGUCUGCCACACAUCACCAUCCAGAUGCCUGUCUACAAAGAGAGUCUCCACGGUGUGCUCAAGCCGUCGUUUGAGAGCAUCAAGCUGGCCAUCAAGACGUACGAGCUGCAGGGUGGAAGCGCUUCAAUCAUCGUCUCUGAAGAUGGAAUGGUGCUUAUCGAUGAAGAGCGCGCUGCCCGCCUGGCUUACUACGAAGAGAACAACAUCACCUGGGUCGGUCGUCCCAAGCACGGUACCGAUGGCUUCGUCCGUGCCGGUCGCUUCAAGAAAGCAUCGAAUCUCAACUUUACGUACGAAGUCCUCCUCGAGAUUGAGCGUCUCAUGGGCCAACGAGGUAUUCCUCUCGAAAACAAAGAAGCGUACAAUGCUAUCUUCCAAGAGGUGCUUGCCGCUCGUCACCCUGAUGCCUGCGGUGCCGGGUUAGAGCGCUUCGGAGACUUUGUCCUUCUUGUCGACUCCGACACAAGGAUCCCAGAGGACUGCUUCCUGGAUGCUGCCAGUGAGAUGACGCGUUGCAAAGACGUCGGCAUUCUCCAGCACUGCUCCGGUGUGAUGAUCGUCUCUUCCUCUUUCUUCGAGCAGUUCAUUGGUUUCUUCACACGUCUCGUCAAUUUCAGCAUCUCCUACGCCAUUGCAAACGGUGAUGUGGCACCCUUUAUGGGACACAAUGCCUACUUGCGCUGGAGCGCCAUGAAAGAAAUCGCCCGAACCGAGAUUCUGGACGAUGGUCGCCAGACGCUGAAGAUCUGGUCCGAAGACCACGUGUCGGAAGACUUCGUUAUGGCUCUCGACAUGAUUGGACAAGGUUACAUCACCAGAUGGGCGACAUACGCCAACAGCGGCUACGAGGAAGGUGUCUCUCUGACUUGCGACGACGAACUCAAUCGAUGGCAGAAGUACGCCUGGGGUGUUUCUGAGAUGAUCUUCAAGCCGUUCUACCAAUGGUUUCACCGUGGCCCGAUCACACCCCUCUUCAACCGGUUCAUCUGGGGUCGCGCUCCGAUUCACUACAAGUGGAGUUCGUGCUCAUACUGCUUUUCCUACUACGCAAUUGCCGUCUCGAUGCCCCUCACCUUGGCCCUCACGCUCGUAGGCGGGUGGAUCGGUCCCGACGCCCAAGCUCCCUACCUGCCCACAUUCCAGGUCUUUGUCGCUGUUGUCGUUGUCUUCACCCUUGGCGGCACCAUCUCGCUGGUCAUCGUCCGGUUCCGCGCCGGCUUUGGGUCUCUUUGGCGUCUGUUCCUCGAGAACCUCCUCUGGAUCCCCUUCCUCGUCGUCUUCUUUGGUGGUCUCUCUUACCACGUCUCGACUGCGCUUCUCUCGCACAUUCUCGGUCUCAACAUGUCGUGGGGCGCCACGCUCAAGGACGUCGAGAUGACUAACUUCUUCGUCGAGGUUCCUCUCAUUUUCAAGCGCUUCUGGAGGCUCUUCCUCAUCUGCGUCGUCGUAAUCGGGGGUGCGGCCGUGGCGGCCACCGACCUCGUUCCCCUCGAAUGGAGGCUCGAUGGCUUCUUCCUCCUCUUCCCCAUCUUCCUCAUCUACAGUCUCCACCUCCUCUUCCCAAUCGUCCUCAACCCCAACCUCGUCCGCUUCUCUUUCUAA